This is a messenger RNA of Linum tenue, 1035 nucleotides long. The record is from the annotation of a GenBank genome assembly. Lineage: Eukaryota; Viridiplantae; Streptophyta; Magnoliopsida; Malpighiales; Linaceae.
UUAUUAUCACUUCUAACUACGUACCUAGAUCUCGCUCUGAAAAAUGGCUACUUACUCAUCAUCGCCAUCAUCCCAACUCGAAUCGCUAUCAAUGUUGCCCGAACACCACGUGAAUCCAUCUUUGGCCACCGCCGGUGAUAAAACCAGGCCCAACAAUGGUGAUUGCCCAGGCCCAUAUGGUUGUGCGGCCAUCAUUCUCCUCUUUAUCCUCUUACCCGGUAUUCCCCUUACUGUCGUAACGCUUCAAGGCUUGCGACCCUAUGCCCCGAGAGCCGACGUCGUUUCCGCCUUCGUGUCAGUUCGCAAUGGGACCACCAGUGAUCGGUUGACUGCCAACUGGGCAAUCACUCUUCAGCUCGACUCUAGCCAAGCGUAUCCACACCGAGUCGUGGCUUUGGUUUUCCACGAUUCAGGCAAAAGUGAUGGUGCUGCUGGCGCCCAACGUCUGCUUGCAUCGACCCGGCGGUUCUCAGGGAUAAAGAUUUUGGACCCACAGCGGGAUGACGGAGUCGUCACAUUUGCGAUCCAGUUGAGGGCCGAAGAAGCAGACGUCGGGGAGCAUGUGGUGGCCUCCAUCUCCAAGGAUUUGAUGGCCGGGGAUCGGUUGCGGUUCAGAGUGUUGGUUCUUGUUUGGGUGCGGCUGGAACUGGAAUUCAAUGGUGACCGGUAUUAUCUAGCGCGGAUUAGUUGCGAUCCGUUCUGGAUCGAGUCCUCGAGUAUUGCAGGGAGAGAAUCUAAUCGGAAGGAAAAAUGUCGUGUCCAAGUGAUUUUACAAAGCAAGUCGAGUUCUUUGGAGGAAAACUGGACACAACACAUAGUAUGACAAAAUAAUCUAUCUAGCGCAAAGAUUCUACAAAGCAAGCCAAGUUCCUUGGAUGAAAAUUGAACAAACACCAACAUGACAGUAUAAAUCAUGGGAAGUGAGGUCAAUGAUUAGGGUUGGAAGGCUGUUGUUUUCUUACAUGUUUUGUGAACUUCCUGGAACUAUAACUUUUUAUAUGUAACUAGCCUUUUGUUUUAAUCAACGAAUUGCAA